Molecule: messenger RNA, 28031 nt
Organism: Lymnaea stagnalis (great pond snail)
Lineage: Eukaryota; Metazoa; Mollusca; Gastropoda; Lymnaeidae
Source: the annotation of a GenBank genome assembly
GUCGCUAAGCAGUCUGUUUAUUUAUGGCGGGUCAAUGAUUGCAACAAUAAUCAGAUCAGGUAAUCAGGCCACUUUUCCCAUUUUUAUUUAAUAACUGAUACAAAAUCACUUAAUUUUCAUACAAUAAAUGCGUUAGCAUUUAUGGAUUUUUAUUUAUUUAUUUAAUUUCUCGGAUAAUAAUGACUAAGCUGGUCUAAGUGAACUAAUAACUAAGUCUAAGUCUGGCUAUUGGACGAGAAGGGACGCCUAGUACCGUUACACAGUACAGUACUAACCUCACAAAUAAUUCAAUAGAUGCGUUGGUAAUGGCCUGAAAAUUAACCCCAGGUUUCUUUGAGACCAUCCAUAAAUGAUGUCACACUAUUUUGGACCUCUCACCCAUCCUCACAUGUUAGUCUCAAACAUAAAAAAUGCCCUCACAAUCAAUACAUCAUCAUAAAUAGAUGAGAACCCCUCUUCCACACCCAGAUGCAUCAUGUUAUUUAAGGAUGGCUCCUUUUGAAUUUUGUUGAAAAUGUAAAAAUAAAUUCAUAAAUUCAUAUUAAUUUAUAAAAGUUUACAACACUGGUCACUGGCAAAGAUAGGUCUCUGGCUAUCUUCUCUAGCUCCUCUUUCUAAUAUGUAUUUUCAUCCUAGAUCACCUCUCUUUGCCAGCUUUUUUUGGGUCUCCACCAUAUUCUUGAUCCCUGAAUUUUAACACUUGUGAUUGACUUAUUAUAUUUGGCAUGGGUUUUCUCUUGGACCUGUCUACUGUGUUUGUAAUUUUUGUUGAAUCUCCUGAUGUUAAGGAUUCUACACUUUCAACUAUUCAUGAAGGUUUGAACUCUUUUCCAAUCUUUCUUUGCUGACCACCAUCUUUCUGAAUCAUUCAAAAGAACAAACAUAGCAUACUAAUUUGUGUCUCUCUUCUUAUAGGCCUAGAGUUGCAAAUAUCUUUAUGCAAUAAGUAUAAGCAAAACCACAUCUUACUUCCACUGUUAUUUUCAUGAUAUCUGCCUCUUAUCCCCCAUCCUUACUUUUGCAGUCCUCACCAUAUUAUAAUAAUCUUUGAUUUCCCGCCUAUUUUAUUUUUUUUAUGCAUACUGUUAGAUGUUUGAAUUUUAUGAGACACUUAAAUAAUUCAAUAAGCUUAUGAUUUCCUAUCAACUAUCAGCUAAAUUUUUCUCUCUGUGUUUUCUUUGCUGUCAAAUGCUACUUAAAUGAAACAUUAGCUAUUUCCUUUAUCAGGUUUUUUCUGACCCUCUAUAUAUUUCAUUUCAAAAGUUUAGACUUCUCUAUUUUCCAUCAUAAGCAAGAAUGCGUGUCAAAAUGUUACUCGUAUAUUCUAUGAUAUAUAUAUAUAUACAAUUAUUUAUAAUGGCAUUUUUAUAUUAGUAUAAAAAUAUUGGAUUUUGUUGGAAAUGAAUAUGAAAUAUAUUGAAUUUUUAUUUUCAACUUGCAUAUCAUUAUAAUCAUUAACUUUCCUUUAAUUGACUCAAAUUUUUAUAAAUAAAAUCUGAAGUUUGCUGGUGGAGAAUUUCUCCAUUGUGAGUUUUAUCUCCUUUGCCUCUGUGACAUAUUUAUUAUUUAAUCAAGGCAGUGUCAAUGGAAAAGCCAGAUUUUAACAUUUUAAAAAAAGAAAGGAAUGAGAAAAGUUGCCCGAUCCCAAUUUCUUUACAAAAAAGUUACAAUUUCUUUGUCAGAAUAUCAAUAAUAUUAGGACAUUUUAACAUUGCUGAUCUCUUUGUUAACUGGAACUGCUGUCAUCUCUUUAUUAGUUUAUUAUUUUUUUAAUGGUCUAGAAAGGGAAAAAUAGUAAAUAUCCAAAUCCAGGAAAAGAAAACACUUUUUUUGAAAGUGUCUGUUAUUUUUCUUUCUUCCUUUUUAAAAUAUAUUUUAUGGUGUUUAUAUUUACAUUAUAUUUCUCCUUUUCAUGCAAGAGGAAUUUGCUUGAAUUUAAAAUAUACAAAAAAUGACUGCAAUUAUUUUAUAAUAAAAAAAAAUGGCUUCAAUGACUUUCGCUAAUGUUUGAUUGUGUCACCAUAUCUCUGUCACGAUAUUGUGAAUGUCUCCCCACAAUGCUGUCAUUGUUGUAUGAAUGUUUCUCCAUAAUUUUUUCAAUGCUAUUUGAAUGUUGCACCCUAAAUCUGUCACUGCUGUGUGAAUGUGUAGCAAUGGUUAUGACACUAUUGUGUGAAUGUGUCACCAUAAUUCUUUCACUGCUGCCUGAAUCAUGUCACUGCUGUGUAAUUUAGGCUGAUAAGAGUACACAUUACUUUCAGUAGAAACUUUGCCAGGUAGUUACUGAUCAAUAACUUGGAUGACUUACACAAAUGAACUGAAACCCCAUACCAUAGUCUACGCCUACUGCCUACCUACUGCUAUUAUGUUCCUUUCUUCUGAGACUCCAUUACAUACACCAAUGCAAGGAUCAAUGAAUAAAGACUUCACUAUUUUCCAGCCAUUGAUUAAACAUUAAUAAUAACUCAGAUCAAGUAGUCUCUCUUUCAGUCUCUCUUCUGCCCCAAGUCUCACCUUGAAAAUACUUUACAAUAUCACAUAAUAUUAGAGACCAGGUCAUAGGUCACAGUGCUGUUAUAAUGAUUUAAAUUUUAUACCUUUAACACUUCAUCUAAAAAAAUUGGUUUAUUUGUAAUUUUGGUUUUGAUUUUUACAUAAGAUCAUAAUAAAUAACUCUCAGUGUAUGCACUGAUAUCUCUGUAAUUUAUACAAGGAAAAGCUGUGGCCUGUGCUGUGGGUCGCAGGGCAUGUAUCCUAUCUUGUCCUAUGGAUAAUUUUAUGUUGGCUUUAUGGUAUACCGAAGGAUAUCUUUGUAGUCUGUUGGCUGUUUAGUUAUAAAAAUUGGUCUUAAUUAGCUCGGAUGUCAGUUGCCAGUUUGGUUGUUCAAAAUGCACACCCUUAUUUUCUGGAAGGUUGAGAAACCAUUGGUCUAAAUUUCUUAAGUUAAAAUUUUUUGUUGUUGCGUUUUGUUCCUCCCACUCCUUGUUGAUAGAGAUCUUGCAGCGCUUCUUCUUACACAGCCAGAGGAGUAGCGAUUGGGUGGGGGGGCAGCGGGGAACAGAUGUCCCCAGGCGCCAGCUAGUUUGGGGCGCCAAAAUGUGCUUUGAUAUUAUUUUAAUUGAUGAAAAUAAUGGAUUUGAGAGUUGAAAAAAAAGAAAAAGAGGCGCUUUAAAAUGUAUCUUGUCCCCGGGCGCCAAACACCCUCGCUACGCGUCUGUACACAGCUGACCAACAGUUGGCUUGAGUGAAGAACCAACUGCAACCCUCCGUAUAGCUUGAAGAUGCUCAUCAGUAAGUUUGUCUCUGAACUUUGACUUGUUAAAGUGCAUAGUGGAAAAGCGCUUUCACGCAGAUAGGUACUCCUAAAAAAAGGCACAUGAUCCGCUUAAACAACCUGGAAAUCUCAGGAAAGGUCGAGGACAAUGCUCUCAUCAAUUGUCCAUGCUUGUCUGUUUUUCCAUUCACCUCCCUGAACUUAGCAUUGCACUGAAGAUCAAUUAGCUCCCAUUUAAAGCGUUUUUUUAAUUUAAAAAAAAAAAGGGGGGGGGGUCCGGCAUCGUCCACAUUAAAUGAAAAAGGGUCAGCAAAAAGUUGCCCUGUGUGUUUUGAAGUCUAAAAACAUGUGAUCAAAUUCUUCCUGUAGCUUUGCAAUGGAAUCAGUAUACUACUACUGAAUGGUGUUCCCGAGUCCAUGAGUACUUUGCAUGUUGGGAAAUGGCAGAGGUUUCUCUAAGUACCAUAACACAAGUUUUGUACAAAAUGCCCUGACAUUGUCAUAGACAACACUGGCAAGCUACCCCUGGUCUUGUAACUUCUUGUUGAGUACAUUCAGCUCCUGUGUAAUGUCAACAAAAAAAACCAAGUCCAUGAGCCAUUUGGGAUCACUAAGUACAGGAACAACUACCCCAUCCUUCUCCAUGAAGGCUUUGAAGGCUGAACGCGUUCAUAAAGUAGUUAGAAGCAGAAAAUAUUUAUGAAUUAUUGAUGCGAAGGAAGAUGCUAUUGUAGGUAGAAUGAAUUUUAAUUUUUUUUUAUAGUAGAAAAAUCCAUUUUGUCCAACCCUUUUGAAAGUGACCAAGCUGACAGGCUCUGAAUUUUCCUCACUCGUACUCACUAGCGGCAAUUUUAAUAGAGAUUCUUUGAUACUGUGUCAGAUUGCUACGAUUGACACUUUUUGCAAUUAUGUUUGUGCAUUACCCACUGACUUUUUAAACUUUUAUCAAAAAACGCACUUUUGGCCACUUUGUCUCAUAACAUGCAAUAAAAUAAAAACGGUUAGUUCGACUUUAAAACGAUUCUUACCUUUAUAAUCAACGUCCAAGUCUAUCCAAACACAAUACAAAUUAGAAUUAGACGAGCAGGUGAGAUUUGAUUGGACCAUCGCGGAGAAUCACGUUAUAGAUAUGAGAAUGGGGAAAACGCGCGGGCCGCAUUAACACUAAACUUUACUGUUAUAUAGCGGGCCGCAAAUGUCGUCUUGCGGGCCACAAAUGGCCCGCGGGCCGCGAGUUUGAUAGAGAGCUUGACAGCAUGGGAAUAUAUUGUGAAAAAAUUGCGAAGAAAGGUAAUUAGAUGGGGAAUGUAGUGUGUAAUCAAGGGGAAUAUAAUGUCGACAUGGGGAAUAGGAAGAGUGUCAGCAUGGGGUAUUGAGUAUUAAUAAGGUGAAGAGAGUGUGUCAGCAUGGGGUAUUGAGUUUUAAUAAGGUGAAGAGGGUGUGUCAGCAUGGGGUAUUGAGUUUUAAUAAGGUGAAGAGGGUGUGUCAGCAUGGGGUAUUGAGUGUUAAAACGGGGAAGAGAGUUUGAAAAGGGGGAGACACUGCGAAAACACCAACUUAAAUUCCCUGGCGUGAAAAGUGGCCCAUACCCGACUUCAUACAGUUGACCAUUGUUGGCUGCUGUAUUGAGAGCCUUAAGAAAGGUCAUUUUUACCAAUGACAUUUGCAAUGCCGCCUACUGUCAAUGUAUAGAAUAUGCUAGAAUCUCACUGAGACAAUGUUAGAGCAUAAAAUUAAAGGAUUCUUUCGCACUGUCACACUGUCAGCGUUACGAAAGUCUGGCCAAUAUGUGUUAGCGAAUGGCCCUUGUAACAAAGAAUGCUAUUGUCUCUUGUAUGAUUUACCAAAAUUUUAAAAAGAAUCUAUGAAAUAAUUGUAUAUAAUAUAUACCAUGUUUUUUUGUUGUUUUUUUUGCUUUUUGUUUUGUUGCUUUUUUAUAUCUUUAUUUUAUAAUAUACGAAUCUAAUUUAUCAUUUCUUUUAGUAGUUACAUUUGUAUUAUAAUAUUUUUAAACUUGUGUAUUAUACUAGACUCCCCCCGCCCCUUUUUUUUUCCAUAAUUUAAUUUAAGUAUAUAUCAUAUGAGAACCAAAUUCUGUGUAGGCUUACUGUUUGAUUAUUUUCCAACCUUUUCCCAUUUCUCUCCUAUGUGUUCAGUGAUUUGAGUGAAGAUGACCACCUCCAUUACAAGGCCCCGCACUGGGUCUGCAAAAUGGGGUCGUCCCCGAUCAUCCUCCCAAGCCCGCGCUGUUCCCCAACAGUCUCUUGACCUUGACCUCACCAUCACCGGAACGCCAACACCAGGACUGAACCCAGACUCUUCAAGAAUCCUCCACUGGCCACCGGGUGAGUGACGGGAUGAGCCCUGCUUUACCCACGUUUAAGCUUACAACACAGGGAUAUAAAUGUGUCUCCUUAUUUAACCCUGAGGAAAUAUCCUUCACCUUACAUUGAGUUCUCAAACUAUGUCAAGGAUCACAUUUAAAACAAGACCAGCAGUCCAAAACUUGUGUUGCUUUACUUUGUGUUAGUUGAGGCCAGGACAUUGGGAUUGGGUUCUUCUCGAAUUAUCUCGGGUGUCAGGCUGAACUGUUGGGUUGCGCUUUCCUGAUAGUUACCCAAAACCCUGUGUUGGCCACUGUUAGUUACCCAAAACCCUGUGUUGGCUACUGUGAGUUACCCAAAACCCUGUAUUGGCUACUGUUAGUUAAUUAAAACCCUGUAAAUUUGUUUGAAAGAAAUUUCGUUGACGGAAAAUUGAUCGAAUUUUAUUUUCAGUUCACACGAUCAAAUUUCCGUUCGACCAAACUUCCGUCGAUCAAUCCGGUAACCAUGGCAUUGUCCUAACCAGAUCUGAUCUUUAUCAUUUGAUCUAUGUGUCCAACAUAGUCGUCUUACAUUAAAGCCUAUCAAAGUUUUCCGACUCACCUUUAAAUAUAUUUCUUUAGCAUGUUGUUUUUGUGAGGAUGUUAUUCCCAUCUAAUUUAUAUGCCCAUUUAUUUACUUAUGCAAACAACUGUAAUCCCUUGUGAUUCAAUGUUUUCUAGAUUUUUCUGGUCAUUAAUUUUUGAUGGAUAUUACUUUUCCGAUGGAAACAACUUCCAUAUUUUCUUAUCGAAUUUUCAUUUGUCAUUUUCGCUAAAGCAGGCUCUACGCCGAAACGUUCAUAUCUUAUUCUCCUGUCUUUUGAUUCAAGCUUCAGCAUACCUUGUUCUACUAUUUCAUUCCCUAACUGUCUUGGGGACAUUCUUUACUGGUGGCACUUUGUCAUGGUGUUACCCUGUUGUUUUAUUUAACCGAUUUAUGUUAUAAAAACCCACUUCAGCGAGCUCGGUCAAAUUUACAAUUUUUCAUUUGGUGUCACCUCCUCUGAGGGGGGGGGGAGAACCACCCGGUGUGUGUUACGCACCCCCAAGUGACGCUGGUGCGUACCUCUCCUAUCUCUUUAACGUUAAUUAAGUUUUAGGUGAUGUUGUUUCUAAUCGAAAAGACAGAAGAGUUCACAAAGUAAGGUGGUUCUUAACCUGGGUUCGAUCGAACCCCAGGGGUUCGGUGAGUCAGUCUCAGGGGUUCGGCGGAGGUAAAAAAAAAAAAAAUCAGAACAAAAAAAUCAUAUUUUAUUUUUCCUAUUAAGAAGGGUUUGGUGAAUGCGCAUGUUAAACUGGUGGGGCUCGGUACCUCCAACAAGGUUAAGAACCACUGGUUUAGAAGGAUCGUCCAUGUCAGAUUAAAAACCAAAACGAAUGAAACAUGAUAAUUGGUUUCAAUUUUUUUAAAUGAAAAGCCCAAAAUGCGUCAUGAAAUAAACAAUAUGUGAAUACUUUUUUUUUAAUGUUAAGAUACAUUUUUACAUUUUUUUUUUCUCAAGUAAAAUGUGAAUAAAUUUCUAUUAAAUCAAAAUGUGAUUUAAAAUAUAAAAAGGGGAGAUAGGAGAAUAUAAAAAAAUUAUCAAGAAAAGAGUUUUGAAAAUGUUUGAAACGAACUUAAUUGUAAGGUCAAAAGUUCUUUAGUUUGGCAGCUCUGUGUGAGUCAACUGGACAGCUGACACUUUGUUGUGUGUUUAUCUUGUUAAGGGUCAAGAUUUUAAACAUCUUUGUGUGAUACCGCUGGAUAAUUGGGAUCGUGGUGACACCUGUCCACAUUGAAUACGCCCCUUCGGGUACAUCACUUGGGCUUGAAACAACUCAAAGGGAAGGUGGCUAGAGUGAAGCGUCGGACUGAUUGGCCUCGAUGGAUAUGAUUAUGAAAAUAAAACAAAGCACUUUUAAUUUUAUUCGUCUCCAAAUCUUCUUUUUUUUUUGUUUCAAGAUCAAGCAAACAACGAAUGUCGUUUAAGAUUUUCUGACAAUGUCCCCGAGACAAUUUCCCGUCAUUUCAGCCACGGGAAUUAGAGGACAAUGAACACGCAAUGUUUCCGCCUUUAAACCCUGACCGUGUGCGUGUUUGUGUGUGUGUGUGUCGUUAAUUUGGACUCAGGUCGUGGGUUAGGCUACUUGCCCAGACUUAGUGACGGUAAGAUCGUCAUCAAUUGAACUUGUCUUGACGGUUCGACUGCAAUUAAUCACGGUUUUGUUCACGUUGGGUUCAACUCCCCACCAGCACGCACGAGUUACACCAUUUUGAAGAAAGCGUUGACCUAGUAGGCAGUCAGGAGCUUGUUCAGACCGGUAUGUUGGUGUCUUUUCAUUUAAUUUUGUGAGUGGAGUUGGGGGGGGCGGACAGGGGAAUGAGGUGGGCGGACAGUGGAAUGUGGUGGGUGGACAGUGGAAUGUGGAGGGCGGACAGUCGAAUGGGGUGGGCGGACAGUGGAAUGGGUGAAUCAUAUUUAAUAUGGGAUAUAACUUAAUUGGAGAAUUUUGACAAAACAGUUAUGUCCCUGCUCUUCUCCCUUCUAACUGCUAAAGACAUUUGAAACUUUACGAAGACCCACUCAGAUUUAAACACAGGAGGUCUAUCAGUCGCUUUACAAAGUAAUUGAUUUCAGUAUCGAUUUAAGCCGAAGCAUUAAGAAUCGUUUAUCAAAUCUCACUCUGUGCGACUAGCAGUGGACCAGCUGUUCGUUUUAUGAUGACUUUGGGGUGAAGUGUUGGUGAGUCGUUGCUGGGAAGUGUUGGUGAGUCGUUGCUGGGAAGUGUUGGUGAGUCGUUGGUGGAUCGUUGCUGGGAAGUGUUGGUGAGUCGUUGCUGGGAAGUGUUGGUGGGUCGUUGCUGAGAAGUGUUGGUGAGUCGUUGCUGGGAAUUCUGGUAAUAUGGUGAUGUGUUGGUGAUGUUAUGGUGAUUUUUUUUUUUGGUGACAGCUUUCUACAUCCAAGGGUGGACUGGAGCGCCCAAGCCAUACAGUGGUGGACCGGAGUAUCCAAAAAUACAGUGGUGGACCGGCGUGUCCAAGCCAUACAGUGGUGGACCGGAAUAUCAAAAAAUACAGUGGUGGACCGGAGUAUCCAAAAAUACAGUGGUGGACCGGAGUAUCCAAAAAUACAGUGGUGGACUGGCGUGUCCAAGCCAUACAGUGGUGGACCGGAGUAUCCAAAAAUACAGUGGUGGACCGGAGUAUCCAAAAAUACAGUGGUGGACCGGAGUAUCCAAAAAUUUAGUGGUGGACCGGAGUAUCCAAAAAUACAGUGGUGGACCGGAGUAUCCAAAAAUACAGUGGUGGACUGGCGUGUCCAAAAAUACAGUGCUGGACUGGCGUGUCCAAGCCAUACAGUGGUGGACUGGAGUAUCCAAAAAUACAGUGGUGGACUGGAGUGUCCAAGCCCAUACAGUAAUGGACUGGAGUGUCCAAGCCAUACAGUGGUGGACUGGAGUUUCCAAGCCAUACAGUGGUGGACUGGAGUAUCCAAAAAUACAGUGGUGGACUGGAGUGUCCAAGCCCAUACAGUAAUGGACUGGAGUGUCCAAGCCAUACAGUGGUGGACUGGAGUGUCCAAGUCCAUAAGUGCCCAAUACCAUGCAGUGGUGGACUGGAGUAUCCAAGCCCAUACAGUAAUGGACUGGAGUGUCCAAGCCAUACAUUGGUGGACUGGAAUGUCCAAGCCAUACAGUGGUGGACUGGAGUGUCCAAGCCCAUACAGUGAUGACUGGAGUGUCCAAGCCCAUACAGUAAUGGGCUGGAGUGUCCAAGCCAUACAGUGGUGGACUGGAGUGUCCAAGCCCAUACAGUGGUGGACUGGAGUGUCCAAGCCCAUAUAGUAAUGUACCGGAGUGUCCAAGCCAUACAGUCGUGGACUGGAGUGUCCAAGCCCAUACAGUGAUGGCAAGUGACACAAAUCAAAAGCAGCCCUAUCUGACUUUUAUUCUCUUUGGUUAGACGCACUGACGUAGGAGGGGUGGGCGGAGAGGGUGGUGUCCAAAGGCCUUGGCCUGCUCCGGUCAGCACUAACCACCAACCCUUUCUACGCCUAUGGGUAGACGACAAAAGUCGGUAAGAUUUUAUGCGCCCUUAACAAGUGAUUUUGUGUGCUUAAUUUAAGAAACUCUAUUCGUGUAAUUAAGAAAUCCAGCUAACAGGGCAUUUUUUAUCUACUGCGUCGUCAGGCUUUUAGAGAAGGUUUUCUUCUUGGGAAGACUUUUUAACGUUGUCCUAUUUCUGCGCCAACCUGUUAUGUCUUCUCCCGGACUUGUGAGGCGCAGCGUCACUGAAAACGACAAACCUUGGUUUGUUUGCCUUUUUAGAUCAUCAAAGUUCUGUGGAUCACGACAGGCGACAUUUGCACAUUGAGGGUCGUGACUUUCUUAUCGCUCGUGCCUACUUUUUUUUUACAAACUUCCCUGCCACGAAAAAACCAUUUAGGGAAUUAGGGAAAACGAAAUUAAAGUUGAUUUUAAUGUUAAUGUGCGUGGGAUUAGAGCUGUCCUUGACAGUGGUUCACAAUUUCUCUUCUUCCGGAUACAUUUCAGUUAACUAUAUCAUAUAUCCAACAUCCCAGCUCAUUUUUUUGCUAAACGAAAGCCUACCAAGUAUAUCUUACCGCGUAUUCGCAUUUAGAUCUCUUAUUAUUUUAUUUUUGGAUCACAUCAUUGAAUGAAACAUAAUCUAAUUCUUAGGAUUCACGCUGUUAGCUUUACGAACCACUUUUUUUUUUUUGGUAAACGAAAAAAAUGUGCUUUUUUUGUGUAUCUCGGGGAAAAAGAAGGGGAUAUAGGAAUGUAAAACUUGAAUGUAAAGAUAGUGUUGUAUUAGUUAUGAUGUUCAGUCCACAGUACAGCCAUAUCUCGUCGAAUUCCAUCCCAGUUAUCAGAUCAUUGCUCUAUCAGAUCAUUGUGACAUGUGCAACAAUACCAGGUGACGUCUGCUGCCCUAGAAUCGGCCUUUCAAAUUACUCCUACUCCAGUUAGCACAUUCUGAAUAUUAAUCCAUUUGCAAUUUUUUUUUUUUAGCUUGAUGUUUGUACAAUGGUGGUAGUGUUGAAAUGUCCUUAUAAGGUCAUGCUAGGCAGUACUUUAUAUGUGCCUUUAACCUACACUAGCACGCUUUUUUUGUUUGUAAACGUCACAAAUUAUAAUUAUUUAGGUGUGUUGGGUUUUACUUUGUGUUCAAUAGGUGCGCAAAAUAUAAUUCCCGGACGACAGCACUAAUUGGGAUUAUUAUUAAGUGUGCAUGUUUGUCCAGUAACUUUAUCAGAUGGCAAGUUCCAUUUCUCGAUAUAAUUCUCGAUAACUACGCUAAAUGAUAUCAUAUGUCUUUAAAAAUAACGCUACUGCGUUUUGCAGAAUAUUUUCUUUUCGGAAAAUGAAAUCGUCUCAAUUUGAAUAUGGCGCAGUAAAGUUUUCAUGGCCAACAUCCAAUUCAUGCUGCCUGGUGAUAUGCUUAAAUUUAUUUUCAUCUUUAAUAGAAUGUUCAUAAUGAUUGGGGAGGGGGGGGAGGGGGUAAAAAAAUACUUUUGUGUAUUUAACAUUAAAAAAAUUGGGAGGAUGGAAUAGAAAUACAUUGUGAAGUCAACGAAAUGAAAAAUUAAUCUAAUUAGGCUGCAAGAGAUGAUGUGUGAACAUCCUCAAAAUCUUGACAGGCAUGUUCUGAUCUAAUUUCUUUGACAGACAUGUUUACCCAAGCUGUACAAGCUUACAUUGAUUGAUCAAUAGCUGGCAAAUAACCCAUCUUGAAAAGAUAGGUUUCUAUUUUUUGUGUGCACAUAUUUAAAGAAUUUUUUAAAAUAGCAUACACUAGGCAAAUGUAAUUAUAAUUUUUGUUAAAUGUCUCCCCAUUACAAAUUAAUGUUAUAUUAUGUAAUCCAGAUGAUUAAAUGUCACUGUGCUUGACAGAAAAUAUCUCAAAAUUUAUUAAAACUGUACUAAAAAUUUCACAAGCCCAAAAUAUGUUUAAAUUUUAAAGUUAAUUUAACUUUCGCAAUAUAAACCAAACAUAGGUGUUGAUUAUAUAGAUGUGUUUAUUAUUGGGGUUUUCAAGGUGUAAUGAAAUUGAGAAAAAAAUUAUAUAAAUCAAAGUAAGGGCAGAUAGCAUUACACAGAAACUUAAAACUGUAAGACCAUUGGAUUUUUUUUAUUCUUUCUCUUUACAUUUGUAAAAAUAUAUCACCACCCCUGACUAUUCCAUAUCAUCACUAACUUCUUUGUUACAACCAGUUUACUCAGUCAGUAUCUUUUAGUUUGUUGCUCUCUUCAAACUUUUAAUCAUAGGCUACAGCUCAUCUUUAACAUGUUCAGAGUCUUCUCUAUGAAUUUAAAGAGCCCAGAAUAAAAGUAAAAUACCUGGAUGUAAAUUAAAUAGAUAAUUCAGUAAUGGGGGUUUUCUUCCUGCAGUUAGUGGAGCAGGUAAAAGAUAAACUGACGACGGGUUUGGAAGGUGUGAGGCAGCUGUUUAAGACCAGGGAUCCUUAUGGGGACUCCAUAGUUACAAGGUAAAGUUCAUUUCGUCAACUUAUGAACUUAAAUGUCAUAACACUGAAAGACGGAAUUUAACACAACUGCCUUGUCUCAAGCAUUUGAUGAUUGUACUGGUAUCAAUAAUCUUUAAAUACACCCUAUUAGCACAUUGUGAGGUUGAAAUCUUUCUAUUUAUGCCUUGUAUUCAUGGGUUUUACAAUGGAGCUGAUUGUUACCCUUUGUAUGAGGCCAGAUUUAAACAAAUUAUUUUCUGACUUAAAAACUUAAAGUUUCAAAUGUUCUAGAGUAAGUGUAAGAGUGUCAGGGUUCAUCAGAGCAGCAAAUGUUACGCUUGAAUUAUUCCUUUUUAUCCAGUCACCAGACACUAUUAAAGACAGUGGGAAAUGUUUAACUGUAGACAGCCUUUGAAUUGUAUGAUUUUUAAUAACAGGCUAUGAACUAUUUAUUAUAGACAGAAAACUAGCCUCUUUGUGUGACAUUCAAUCAUCUUCUUUUUUUAUCUAUUUUACCCACAGAGAAGGUCUGUUCCUAAUCAUAAAAACGCUUGUAGGUCAUGUGACUAGGGAUCAGUUUGACUCAUUUCUUAAAACGUAAGUAACGAAUAACUAAAGAGAAUUAUACAUCAUUUCUUAAGCAACUUGUUAAUGUUUUUUGGCAAAAUUUGUUUAUUUGUUAAGUGAACCUUUAUCUGGCUUAACUAUCCACAGAAUUAACCUUCAUUGGAGAUCAUGCAUCAGCUUUGAUGAAUUUAUAGUGCGGUUCCAGGAUAACCCCGUAAGUCUGUAGUAUUGUGUCAGCAUUUUUUAAAAACAUUUUUUUAAUUUAAAAAAAUAUGGGGAGGGGGGAGAAAGAAAGUAAGAGUAGACCGAUAUUAGUUCGUAAUUGUUUUAUAACUCUUUUUCUUGCUAAUAUUCUUUUGAACAGGUUGUUGCCAUGCACCAAGUGGCAGAACUUGCUCGCAGACAACAAAAGCAACAUAAUCUAGAAGAAAACUUGAAAAACCAGGACUUGUUUGAGUGGUAUCCUUUUACAACUGCACCUCAUGCAUUUGUUAUAUUUCGUAAAAGGCUCCAGAAAGGGUUAGUUACAUUUCUUUAUAACACUAGCAGAAUUGAUAAUACUUAGGUUUUGUAACCAGGUAUUUUUAUCAACCAAAGCUAAUGUAGUAAAUAGUUUAGUAGUGAAAAAUAAUGUCUCAAGUUAACUGUGCAGCAACAUUUGCAUCUCAGUGAAAUGCAACAAUGUUGACCUUCAAACUUACUAAAAAAGUCAGAUCUAAAAAUCAGAUUAAAAAUAAAGGACUGUCUUCAAGCUGUGUGAAGAAAAUAGUAGAACAAGGUAUGUGGAAGCUUGAAUAGAAAGGCAGGACCAUAAAAGAAGAAUGUUUCAGCUACAAACUUCCCUUAGCUGACAGGACUAUUGAAAAAACAACAACAAAUAGAAACUAGUUUUAAAGAAAACAUAGAUGUUCACCAUUGUUAUUGUUGGAAGUUUUCUUGUCUUGUUUUGUCUUUCUAUUCAAGCUUGAACAUACCUUGUUCUACUAUUUCUAAAAUCAGAGUCAUAUAAAAUAGUGUGAUAUCUGAUGACACAUAGUUUGGAUAACCACUCAAAUUAAAAGUUGGCAAUGCCUGUCUCUGCUCUAAUUUUAUUUUUAAAAGUUCACUGAGAUGAUUAGUAUAUGCAGAGAUGUUUUUGUUUUUUUUCUUUCCAGGGAAGUAAAUGUUCGUGAUAUCCUCCCAGAGUCCUGCUUUCUUAAUGACGGAAGGGUCAUAAUGCCGCAACUCAGAGAAGCUUUGGCUGUUGUUGGGCUCAGACUUACAGAUCAAGAGUUCCAACACAUUUGGAAUAAGUAGGUCACAGAUUGUAACUGUGUCAAGUCUAAUCAAUAAUUCAUAUCAAUACUAUAAAUGGUCUAUUUGAGAUAAUAAUAUAUUAUUACUGUACCUGGUGUAUGUAAUAUGUAUCAAUACUGCGUCUGGUCAAAGUAAGAUUUACUUUAUCUGGUGUAUGUAAGAUAUAUUAUAUUUGUAUCUGUUCAUUCACUAAAAUAAACUCAACAAAUCAUCUUGUCAAAUAUUUUUAUUUCCCAUUAGAUUUGAUCCAGACAACAAUGGCUCUGUUCCCAUCAAGAAAUUUUACAAAACUCUCAACCUAAGCCAAAAUGGUUUCCCUCUAUCAGAUCCUAGAGCCAUCAAAAGUGCUGGGUCACCAAGGCGGUCAGACAAAGGGAAAGAAUCUACACAAAGGCGUUGCAAAACUCAGGUAUAUUUGUUAAAACUGAAAAUUGUGAGUUAUUACAAGAAAGAGAUAUGCCAAAUUUCAUUUCAAAGUCUGGAUCAGUUUGAUUGGCUGCACUGAAGCUUAAGUAUGUUUUGGUACAGGAAUUUAUUAUUGUGAAGACCUAUCAAACACAAGAAUCAAUGUGUUACUUGAUUCACUAAUUUAACCUGUCUUGGAAAUUGAAAACAAAGUUUUUUUCAAAUUUAAAGCACUUAUCUUCAUUUAAAUAUACACUUUUGUGUUGAUGUAAUAUAAAUAACUGUCUUAAUCUAACUAAUCUAAAUUCAUGUAUGUUUUGAAACAGUUGCAGAUGUCAACCACAAACAGGCAAAAUGCAUCAGUUUCCAUGUCCAAAGUAGACACGGUAGUGAUCAAUGGAAAUCGAGCAGAAAUUCUUGGAGAUGGGCAUGAAAACAAAUGUGGUAAAACCUCUGAUAAACAAAAGGUUACAACAGAAGUGACCACGACCACUGAGGAAACAGAGACCACAACAACAAAACGCACAACGAGAACUACAACGGAGAAGAGGGAAGAACAGUUGAUUGAUGACACCAAGUUAUCGUCUCAUGUUCGUUCCUUGAUACAGGCUAAAAAAUCUCCACCUCAGUUUCAUGAUGUCAUAGAUCAUUUGCAUUUUAAGGUAAGAAAUUGGAUGGUUAAUUUUUUUUAUUUCAGAAUGUCUUGGUUUAAUGAAUGAAAGCACAUGAUUUGAUUUAUAAGUUUGAUGUUUUAUACAGUUAUUCAAGAUGAAAUAUGUUUUCUGAAACUGUAGAAUUCCUGACAUAUUUUAUAGUUUUAAAAAUAAUUCUGUACAUGUUUAAUUCUAAUAUUUUAUAUGCAACUUAUGUUUUUGAUGACUUAUAAAUUUAUAUUAGUCAUGACAUAUAUGUUUAUAACAGUUUAACCUGCUGCUGAUGUAAGCUUGGCUGAUUUACCCUUUCUGAUGAAACAAGCUUGAUUUACCCUGAUUCCUCAUUACUUCCCUUUAAAUAAUUUUUAUAUAACUCUCUUUAUUUCAUGCCUGAAUGAUUUCUCUUCCUUUUGCCUCUUUUCCUUCCUCAUCUGCCAGGCCAGUGAUGCCUCUCAAAUACAGGUGACUGUUAAUAACCAUUUACCAUAUCGUAAAAUAUAUUUUUUAUAUGUGCAUUUUUUUUUUACAUUUCUUUUGAUUAAUCAUGACAAAGUGCUAUUAAUAGAAAAAUUUAAGGUAUUUUUUCAAGUUGCAUACAUUUUUAAAAAAAAUACAUCUUGGAUAGACAUGUGUUAUGAAUAUGAUUAUUGCAUCAUCAUGCAGAAUAAUCACUGUAUAAAUAAGCAGUAUAAAUGGGUAAAGAUACAAUAGUAUUUUCCACUGAAAUUUUUAUAUCACUUUGUAUUUUUUGGUUGACAUGGGUCUAUAUGGGUAACAUUAAUAAUAGAUCAAAUGAAUUGUAUUGAAAAAAUUCACAUUUAAUCUGCAGCAAAGCAUAAUAAUAGAUUAGGGUCAUUUUUUUUUUUACACCUUUUAAGAUUUUUUUUCCAACAUGCUUUUAAAAGUAGAUCAAUUUAUUUGUCAUGAUUAUCUCAAGAUAUUUUACACAACAUAAUGCCCCUUGAGUGCUACAAGUUAACAUUUUUUUAAAAUUAACGAAUUAAUAAUUUCCUUCCAAUAUUUUAUUUAGCUCUCCAAUGAUAGUCUUCCUUGAAAUCUGCAUAAAUCUUCAAAACUAAAAGAGCAAAUUUAUUGCAAUUUUCGGCAUUACAUUUACAGUUUGAAUAAAGUUAAAGACAUUGAAAAUAAAUGUUGCACUCAAGAACUAUUCGUGAAUUUAACUUUAUCACCGUCACCACAAUGAAAAAAUAAUGUGUAGCAGUGCUCUUACAAGCAUUUACAUAAAUUCUACAUGAGUAAGACUCAAUUUAUAUUUGUAUAAAAUAAAAAGAAGAAAAAAAGAUGCAAUCACUUUAUUUUAAUUACUCUUUUUUUUUUUUUAAUUGUCUUUUAUUUUUAUGUUCAGAUAUUUUUAGCAGGUAGAGAUGACAGGUUAUAUUGGUGGAUUGAUAACUCAUUAUCAUUUUGUAUAGUUUCCCUUAUUUAUUGAUAAAUAAAGUAUUUGUAAUUUGCCUUCACAUAGAAUAUAAUACAUUUCGAUCCCUCUAACAAAAAAACUUUUAAAAUCAUCUUUUAAAGAGCUAUCAAAUAAUAAUAUGUGUAAGGAUUACAAAGUGUUACCUCACAUAUCACCUAGUUUUAGAACAAUAUAUUCCAGAAGAAGCUUUAAAAAAGUAUUUGCAAGUUGUUGAUAGGCUGAGUAAUGUUUUUUUACAAAAAUGAAAUCUUGGUUUCAAUUUUGAAACAUCUCACAUGAAUUGUUUUUUAUUUUUUUAUAGAUGCCCUCGACAUUUAAAAAAAAAAAAAAAUUAUUUGAUAUAUUUUAAUAAAUAUGGAGGACUGCAAAUUACAUGGAAAUUAGUAUUUUUCUUAAAUAAAAAGAAGACAUGUUUUGUCCUUCAUUAGGUUUUCUUCAACAUAUUUUAUUGCAUCAAAAAAUCACAAAAGCUCUUAUAAAACAAAACAAAGAGCAUUUCAGAGUACUUUGCUUCACUGAUGGAACACUGAUUUUAUUUCUUUUUUGAGUCAUUAGAUACUAAAAGUCCUUGUUUUACUGCACGUUUGUUGAUUGUGUUUUCCAAAAAAAUCUCUUUCACUAUUUCCAUAUAAAUUAAGUGCACUUUCUAUUGAAGAUUUAAACAUUUUUUAAAAUGUAUGAAAUUUUUCUAGUUUUAAAAUGAACUUUCUUUCUUUAUUUGGAACUUAUUAAUACUGAUUACUUCAAGAAACAAAAUUAGGUUUGGACCUGGUGAUAGAAAAAAAUCAGAACCUACAAUUUUAAACAAUGUUUGGAUUAAUGUUAUUAGCUUGUUAACAAUGUUAAACAUUAAAAUGGUAUUUCAUAAUUUGCUUUGGGUGUCUCUUUUUCAAAAAAAUUUAGAAUUUCUAUUAAAAAUGUUCUAGAAAUGUUUGACAAAUACUUCAUGAUUAAAAAAUAUAAUAAGAUAUGAGGUUGUUGUAUGCAGGUAUUUUUAAAAUAAACUUGAUAUUAAAAGAAACAUUUCAUUGCAUUGUCAAAUAGAUUAUAUACAUUUCUAUAUAUUCUCUUUUUCCUUUCACUUUAAAAAAUCAUUGUUUUCUUUCUUUUUAAAAGUUGUAGAUAUUAUUUGCCAAGUAAGUUUUGAUAAGCGUUGAAAGUUUCAAAAGAAUAACGUUUUUAUUUUUUCUAGUUUGAAGAGACUUUCCGCAACCUCCAUUCAGCUUUUAGAUUAUUCGACUUUAUGAAUGAUGGCUACAUAGCCAGAAUUGAUUUUAGGAGAGUUCUUAAAGAAUUCGGCUUUGAAAUUGCUGCCAUUGACCUUGAUGCAUUUUUGGCCAGGGCAGGGAUCAGUGUAGUUCAAGGUUAGUUAAUAUUGAGGAUGGUUUAAAUUCUCAGUUAUUUCAGAAUUCAUAACAGAAGACCUGAUUUUCAUUAAAAGGGAUUAUAUUAUUUGAAUCAUUUCCACUGCUAUAAAAGUUCAACAUUUUUCUAUUUUUCUUUUUUUCUUUUCAGUGAUAAAUAAAUAAUUGUUUUAAAAAUAAAACACAGAAAAAGAAGAAGUGUAUUUUGGUUUUUUGUAACAGUAAACACCUUUUAUUUUUAAAAGUUCUUUUAGAUUAAAAAAAAUAACAGAAAUAGAAGUGUAGCUUACUAAAUAACUAUGGUGGACACACAUUGUCCUUAGCAAUAAAAUUCAUCUACUAUCAGAAUGUUAAGGGGUUCAAUUAAUUUUAUUUAUAUUUUGUUCCUCAAAAUAAGUUAUAUUUAUAUCGAAUAAUAAACUGUCUUUCAUUUUACCUAUCAGGCUUAAUUAAUUACAAGCAGUUUCUGAACAAGUUCCAAUCAAGAGGUGAUUCUAGCAUACUGACAAAAGUUAUGCUGAGAGAUGGAGAAAGGUAACUUAUUACAAAUUAAACAUAAUAGAUCUGCCAUUUUACUUAACUAAAUAUCAAUAUUGAAGAAAAAAAAAUAAAUAAGAUUACCAGUCCCGGUAAAAGGACACUUUGGACAUGGGUACCGUACACAAAAUCAGCAAGAUAUUGAUCUAGUUUAUUAUGAAGUAUAAACAAACAAGAAGGCCCUUAAAAAAAAUAAGCAUACAAAGUAUGAGCUUAGUUAGGUUAACUCAACAUUUUGGUGUGAGUAAUUUUGGAUAGGGAUAAAAACAUAAACUUUGUAUUUAAUAGUGCAUUAUGAGUCAAUUAUAAAUUGUGAUCAAUUUGUCCACGUCUUUAGUGUAUGACUAAAUAAUAACAUCAAUAAGUCUUACUAAAUAAAUUACAAAUAAAAAUAAGCCAUAUAGCAUCAAUAAGUCUGACAAAACAAAUUCAAAAUUGACAAAAAGAAUUAUUUUGUUGAAAUGGUAUUUUGUUUAUAGCUUACACAAAAGUUUCAGACGUUUCGAGACAGAGGAGAUUUUAAGAGCUGAAGAGAUGGAGAAAGACGUGUCCAACUAUUUCCAUGCUGAUUAUCUAUUAUUUUGUUGAAAUGGUAUUUUGUUUAUAGCUUACACAAAAGUUUCAGACGUUUCGAGACAGAGGAGAUUUUAAGAGCUGAAGAGAUGGAGAAAGACGUGUCCAACUAUUUCCAUGCUGAUUAUCUCAAGUUACUUGGGCUUCUGAAGUAAGGGUUAAGUUAACCUAGCUUUCAUACUAGAAUGGGGUAAUAUUGAAAUAAAGAGACUGACCGAAUUUCGGUUUCGGCACCGAAAGUGGCCAUUUUAUCACUUUUGGCCUAGUUUCGGUUUCGACCAAAACUGAAAAGUUAACUUUCGGCUUAAUUUUGGUUUUGACCAAAAGAGAAAAGUUAACUUUCUGUUUAUUUUCGGUUUUGGCCGAAAUUGAUUUUAACUUUUGACCAUCCGGCGGAAAGUUACUGAGGUUUUCGGUCAUUACCAGAAGUCAGACGGUCUGUCUGUUUUGUUUCAAAAAUAAAAUUUGGAACCCUAGGUUUAUUCAAUUCCUUCAUUUUUGGUAUUCAUUUUGAUUUAUCAUUAUCAUGCUCAUCAAUGUUGUCAUAGGCAAAGGUGAAUAAUAUUGCAUAAUCAUUGGAAUGGUAAAAUUUCCAAAUUUAUUUUUAAAAAAAAUUAUUUUUUUUAAUGUUAAAAAGCAAACUUAGGCCUUUUCAAACCAUUCAUUUCUUGAAAUUCAUCAUUAUCAUGCCCAUAAACAUUGUUAUGGACGAAAUAACACAAGUGUGCAUGUAUCACGGGUUCGUAUUAUAAUUAUGGAGUAGGGCUACUGCAGACCUGUGUACUUUUUGUGAUAUAGGCGACCAAUUUAGGUGUCUUUUGCAACUCUACGUCGAGGCCCAUGAUCAGAACAACAAUUUUAAGAAACCCGUUUUUAAAAAAUGUAUUUCACCACCAAUGGGGGUGAGGGAGGUUGGUCUCCGAACAAAAUAAUUACGUCACCAGCACGGAAAGACUAGUGUGUUGUUACUAGGUUAAAUAUUAAUACAGUGAUAUAUUGCAAGCUAUUAAUGAAAACACAAAGCAUUAGUAUUACGAAAACAGCAAAACAUUGUGGUGAUAUUUUUAUAGCCUUAGUAACAUAUAUUUAGGUGGCAAUUGGCUCUAUUAGAGCCACAAUAAUUAUUGUAGGUAUAUGUUCUAGGUUGUAAUUAUAUUAUAAAAGCAAAGUGCACUCAAGAGUCUAUUUUGCAUUAAUUUUAUUUUAGACAAAGAAUCGGUAUAUUAUAAAAAUAAAAUGCGUUACAGGUUGGUUCAGACACACCCUACAGAUAUUGUUGGUCAAAGGUUUCUCAUACCCCCCCCCCCCACCUUAUUUUUUUGCCAAAUUUUCUCCUACCUUUCUAAUUUUAAAAAAUUGUAAAUCAAUUUAAAUUAUUUUUAAAUUAAAAUGGUAAAAUCCAAAGUAUUCAUUAGAUCAAGGGUCUCAAACUCCAAUCAUCAGGGGAGCCCUGGAGGUAGAGUCUGAGUGAGACUGGGCCGCAUCAAAUAUUCCACAAAAAAGCGAUGACAAAUUCAUUGAAGUACAACUGUUACAAUCUGCUUAACCUUUAUAAAUAACAAAUAAAAACAUUAAGGGAUCUCAAGAACUAGGAUUCACUUUCUUCCACCUACUCACUGUUGCCAGAGACCUGGCAGCGCUUCUUUUUACACAGCUGAGCAACUUUGGCUAGGGUGAGGAACAAACAGAGAGCCUCAGUAGGGUAUAGCUUGAAGAUGCUCAUCAGUAAGUUUGGCCCUGAACUUUGACUUGUUAAAGUGCAUAGUGGAAAAGAGCUUUUCACACAGAUAGGUACUCCCAAAAAGUCAUAUGAUCCACUUGAACAACCUAAAAAUUUCAGGGUAGGUGGAGGGCAAUGCAAUAAAAUUUCCAUGCUUGUCUGUUUUUCCAUUCAGCUCCCCGCUCGGGGCAUCUUGCACAUUAAAGGACAAAGAGUCAGCAAAAAGCUGAAAAGUGACUGUCUGUGUUUUGAAGUCUAAAAAAUAUGAUUAAAUUCUUUCUGUAGCUUUGCAAUGGCAUCAGUAUACUUACUACUAAGUUACUAAUAAAUGGUGUACCUGAGUCCAUGAGUACUUUGCAUGUUGGGAAAUGGAAGAGGUUUCUCUAAGAACCAUAACACAAGUUUUGUGCAGAAUGCCCUGACAUUGUCACAGGCAACACUGUCAAGCUACCCCUGGUCUUGUAACUUCUUGUUGAGUACAUUCAGCUCCUGUGUAAUGUCAACAAAAAAAACCAAGUCCAUGAGCCAUUUGGGAUCACUUAGUACAGGAAAAACCACCCCAUCCUUCUCCAUGAAGGCUUUAAAAGCUAAAACGUGUCAAGCUGUAGGCAGGAGCAGGCCAUAUUUAUGAAUUAUUGAUGCGAAUGAAGCAACUGAAGUAGGUAGAAUGAAUUUUAACUUUUUAUUGUAGUAAAGGCCUUUUUGACUAACCCUAUUUUAAAAGACAGUCCUACUAUAUGGAGCAGAAACUUGGAAAACAACAGCCAGCAUUACACAGAAAGUACAGACCUUCAUAAACACAUGCCUUAGAAAGAUCCUGAAUAUCAAAUGGCCAAAUAUUAUCACCAACAAAGAUAUACUAGAAAGGACUCACCAGGUGCCCAUCAAGGAAGACAUCUUAAAGAAAAGCUGGAGAUGGAUAGGACAUACUCUCCGAAAACCCCUGAGAUAGCAUCACCAGACAAAUCCAAACAUGGAAUCGACAGGGAAAAAGAAAAAGAGGAAGGCCAAAGAAUACAUGGAGACGCAAGCUAGAGGCAGACACGCAAAAUAUGGGAUUCACCUGGAAACAACUGGAAAGGAAAGCACAGGACCAUGAUGAAUGGAGAAUUCUUGUGGAUGGACUUUGCCCCAGACUGGGUAAAAUGGCAUAAGAAGAUGAUGAUUUUGAAAGUGACCAAGCUGACAGGCUCGGAAUUUCCCUCACUCAUAAAUACUAGCGGAAAUUUUGAUAUGGAUCCUUUGAUAAUGUAUCAGAUUGCUAGAAUUUACAUAAUUUUGGUUGUGCAUUACCCACCAACUUACUUUUAAAACCUUUUCUCAAAGCCGCACUCUUUGCCAUGUUUGUCUCAUAAAAAGCUAUAAAAUAAAAACUUUUCCAAUUUUAAAACGGCUCUUACCAUUAUAAUCAUCAUACAAAAAUAUAUAGAAUCAGAAUUAGACUAGUCAGUGAGAUUCGACUGAAACCGUCGCGGAGAGUCACGUUACAGAUAUGAGAAUGGGGAAAACGCGCCGCGCAUUAACACUAAACUUUGCUGUCAUGUAGCGGGCAGCAAAAUAUUGCCUUGCGGGUCACAAAUGGCUCGCGGGCCGCGAGUUUGAGACCCCUAUAUUAGAUCUUUAUUUCAUCCGAAAGUCAUUUUUAAACUUUCAGCCUAUUUUCGGUUUUGUCCGAAAUCAGAAAAUCGCUUUCGGUCGGUCUCUAUUGUAAUAUGUAAUAAAAAAUAGAUGAUAAAAGUAAAGCGAUUAGAAUCAAAUGAGUAAUGUCAUUGAAACUAGAUCUCUUUUUCCUUUAACUAUGAUUUGUAUGCUUUUUUUUAAGUGAAAGGGGAAAUGAUCCCUGUUUAAUUGCAUCAAAUUAUUAUAAAUUAAACCUCAAUCACUGCCUGAAAUCUUUGCAAAAUUUUGUUGACAGAGAAUCACUCUUAACCAUGUUUAUGAAAGCAAUCUCUUUGUUAUAGCUUGAGUAAACAAAAGUAUUCAUAGAAAAAUAUUAAAUAAUUAGCUUUUUAAAAAAAUGUAUAGGGCCUAUAAAUAUAUCUUUGGGGGUGAAUACAUUUUAAUUUCAGUUAUCUUAUUUUCUUAACCCAUGAUAUUUAACAGUUAGUUUAAAAAUACUUUUUGGCUCUAAACCUUAUAUGUGCCUAAUAGGCAGAAAGAUAAAAACAACACAGGUGUAGUGAAUGCACAAGAACUUCGUAGCGCUGUCAAUUCAGUUCUGAAGAUAAAAAUGUCAGACCUGCAGUUUGAUGAAUUAAUUCAGCGACUAAGUGAGAAGUCCAGCAAUGGUAGCCCUCAGAUUAACUACCGUACAUUUCUUGACAUUUUCAACUCAGAGUAAGUAGAUACAUUUGAUUAUGAAAUUGUUUUAUUUAAUUCUUUGACUCAUGCCAAACAAUCUUUUUUUUUUUUAAAUUAAGAAAUUAAUCCUAAAUAGUAUAGUUUUAGCUCUCCCUUUCAAACUGGCUAAUUUACAUAUGGAGAACAAAAUUAUUAUUCAUUCCCUCUUGUCAGUUGAAGAUAAAAACAAACCUGAAUUAUAUUUCAUAGUAGAUUUGUGUUUUGACAGCAUGACAUGUUUUAAACAUAAGCCUGUUUGAAAUAAAACAUAUCACUUUUCAGGCCAGGACAUUGGAAUCGAAACAAAGAUGGUCACUUUAUCACUCAGAAAUAUCAACUAGGGGAUAUGACACCUGCUACUCCAGUUCUCCGUCUACAAGAGAAAGCAAAGACCUGGAUGGCGCCUUCUGCUGAGAAGAAUUUAGCGUCCAACAGUCGAGUAACAGAGGUUUGAAAAAAAAAAGUUUACCUGAUUGCUAUGCACACCUCAAAUGAACACUUGAUUUUAUUUAGUAACAACGCAUUAAAAUUGUCAGGUUUUUUUUUCAGUUUAGCUAGUAAAUUGGUUUUCGAUCAUUAGUAAUGAAAAAAAAUUUUUUUUCAGAUAAAGAAAGAACUUACAAAGCUUUUCACUAACAGGUUCCAUGUGUUUGAUAAGGUAGAUACUUCUAAAUGUAACUCAAAGAUUAAUUUGACUUCAUACUUGCACUGAUUAUAGAAUAACAAAUCAAAGAAUUAUUGCAUUUAAGAAAACAAUAUUAAAACUGCUGCCUGUAUUUUCAUUUUAAGAUGAAUCGUGUAAACAAAAGUUUUAUUCCCAAAAUAUGUUGGUGGUAUCUCAAAACAAAAUUAAUUUUAAUAUUAAGUGAUUUGUCAGAAAUUAAACUUUUUUUAGAUAGGCAGAACUUUUGUUCCUCAAAAUUAUUCAUUUCUUAUAUUUUCCAAAGAAUUUUCAAGACAUGGAUAGGAAAAGGUGUGGCUACAUGAGCAAAUGGCAGUUUGGUGCCCUAAUUAAACUGUAAGUUUAGAUUGAGUGAACAAACUAAUUAUUUUGAAUGGAAGAGUAAAGAUGACAAAAAAGGUAGCACAUUGCUACUAACCGAUUCUUCCCAAAGGUUUGAUGGCUUCGUUCUGUCUAGGGGUUAAUUAUAUUCACUUCACAAACCAUUGAUUACUAAGGUUAAAAUACAGUAUCUUUAUUAACUAAAUCUCAACUGCCAUUAUUCCAAGAAAAACACUACACACCAAUACUAGGUCAUUUCCCUUUGGUGCAAUAGUCACAAAAUAUCAAACAUUUAAUUACAACAUCUACCCAAAUACUCUCCAAACAACAAGCAAUCACAAUAUACAUUCAAGUCCUUAAUAUACAUGAUAAGCUGAAAUACAUUUACAAAAGAAUUUAUUUUAAGUUACCUGUGAAUCUUGUCUGAUUUAUCUUAGUUGUGGCAUCACUUUGAGUGUUAGUGACUUGGAUUAUCUAUGGGCCACUUUGGAGACAGCAGCAGACAAUACCUUGAACUAUGCAACCUUAGUGAAAACAUUUACCAGUGGUCACCAAAAACAAGAGACAGCAGGUGAGAAAAAAUUGUUUUUAUAUAAAACUUUGUAGCACUCCAUUUCUUGAGGGGGUUAUAUUAUCUCUCCUUAGACAUUCCUUUCCACCAUUUCAAUUCUAUUGAAUGGAGAUAUAUAUUUAUAAUAAUUGUAUAUUAUUUUAUUAUAUUUAUUUAAAAUAUUUUUUUAAAAUUUACCUAAUGAGUAACCUAAUAUUUAGAGUGACAUUUUUUCUCCAUGCAGGCUUCCUAGUUCUCUAAUGGUUAUGUAAGAAUUGCUUUCAUAUGAAACUUAUUAAUAUUGAAAUGACUGUUUAUUUUCCACCACAGAAAAACAAUGUCCCUCAAGAUUGUCCCAGAAGGCAACAGUUGGAACAUCAGACAGACAGAAGACAGUUCCUACGAUCACAACAGUGCCACAGCCACAGGUUGUUACUGGCAGUGCCAAAGAGAGGAGGUUAACAGAACUCAUUAAAAAAGUUAAAGAAGAUGUGAGUGUACAAUAAAUUGUCAAGAAAAAUAUUUUCAAGUACCAAAGAAAAUUAAGCUAAUAAUUAAAUAUGUCCUAAAUUUGAAUAUUUAUGGAUAAAUACAUUUGAAUCCUGAAUAGAUUGAAAAAUUAUUUUGCAUUUCAUAAAAAUUCUUUAAUAACUGUAGUUAGAUAUGAUUUGACAUCAAAAUUAUAUAAAUUUAUUGAAAUGUGUGCCAUUUGAUGUAAGAUUUACUUUUCCUGCAUGGCUUCUUUUAUCAUUUUCAUUGGUUUUAAUUUAAUGAUUUUUAACUUUAUUUUGAAGGUGAUGGCCCGUUGGGAUGUACUAUAUUCCAUCUUUCUUAGCCUUGAUCGUGAUGGCUAUUCAUCCAUAGCAGUUGAUGAUAUGAAAGUAAGACUUUUGUUUCCAACUUAUGCUUUUUUUCACAAUACUUAUAAAAUAUUAUAAAGCAUUUUGAGUACAUCAGUAAUUUAGUGAAUACAAUAUUGUAAAGCAUUUUGAGUACAUCAGUAAGUUAGUGAAUACAAUAUUGUAAAGCAUUUUGAGUACAUCAGUAAGUUAGUGAAUACAAUACUGUAAAGCAUUUUGAGUACAUCAGUAAGUUAGUGAGCUCAAAGAAUGUAAAAACCUAAUUAAUUCUUUUUCAGGAUGUCGCCUACAAAAUGAAGUUCUCACUGACAUCUUCAGAAAGGGAUGAGCUGUGCAACUAUUUCGAUAUCUAUGGUAAUGGCUGGUUCCAUUAUCUUUCCUUCCUUCAUGCAGUGAAGAAACUGUCGCAGAGUCCUGAAGUCAGCCCUUGUGUUUUUAACAUACACACAAAACGUCUUCAUCAGAAGGUAAACAUAAUGAUUUCUUGAAAUUAUUUUUUAAGGGAUCAUAUUUUAAGCACCGGACAUUUUAAGGAUAGCUGGCUUGCACUAAGAAUCAUGUGGUUGCCUAAACUUUCUAUUUCUUUGAAUAUCUGCACUACUCCAGUUUAUAAAUUAUUUGACCUUUGAGGUUUUUCAUUAUGUGCAACCAUGGCGAUUUCUUUCAUCUUGACUAUUACACUAUCAAUUUCCUCUCAUCAGCACUUGCUUUUUUAAUUCGUUUAAUUUCCUUGUGAUUUUCAUUUUUUAAUGAUUUUUUUUUCAAAAUGUAUUUACUCACCUUUAAAAUUUUUCCCUAAGAAAGAAAAAUGGUUUUAAGUCUUUGUAUUUUUCUAGCCUUUUUAAAAAUAUCAAACGUAGAUAUAAUUUAUGUAAUUGAGACAGAAUCCAUUUCCAUCAAUUUUACUAUAUUUAUCCACCAAUUUAAAGUAAAUUUAUUGUAAUUUAUUAAUUAUAAUUAGGCUGGUCCCACUUCCAUGGCACUCACAGUACAUGACUUUUUAUGUGAGCUUAAAGGAUUGGUACGUAUUGUAUUUCAGAUCAUGUUCAAAAUUAUAAAUAAUUAAUUAUAUAGGUACGGUAUCAGUAACUUGUUAACUUGCUGACUUUUGAAGAAUGAUAUAAUAUCUUUACUAAAGGGGAUUUAUUCAAAUUUUCAAUUACCAGCUUUGAAUUUUUAGAAUAAGUAUUGUUUUAAUAUUUAAUGUUUUUUUAUAUACCAUUCAUAAGUACAAUCAACAAAUUUUAAUAAAAUAUUUAUAUAAUUUACUCAAAAUUUUUUUCUCGAUCAGCUGCUAAAAAAAUUCAAAACAUUACGUGGAUCAUUCAAAUUCUUUGAUCACAAUCACAAUGGAUUCAUCGAAGAGACAGAGCUAAGAAAGUCAUUGACAAUGCUUGGAUAUGCCUUAUCCCAUCAGGAUUUCCUAGACAUUCUUCAAAUAUUCGACAGAAGCCAAGGCCAGCGUUUGUCAUUUGAAGAUUUCAAAACCACAUUGUUAACAAUCUAAGUUUGUUGAUGUUAUAAUUUUCUUUAAGGUGUAAAAUGCCUGUUAAAUACCUAAAUAUUUCUCUUAUCAUCUUAAUAGCAAUAUUAAAAAUGUGAGGUUUUUUGUUCAGAAACAAAUAAAAUUUAGAACUUUAAUAUGAAAUCUUUGUAGAGCUCAGAGAGAAUGGGAAAAUAGCUACAAGUGUUUUUUUUCAUAAAAGUUACAAACAAUGUGUUUAAAUAAAACAGUAUAGAUAAGCUUUAAUUAAAAGACAAAAUAAAAGUAUAACAUUUGGCUAAUGCCAGUCACUGCUAAAAAUUUCGGUCUUAUUACUAGCAUUAAAUUAGGUGUAUUCCACUGUAAUUUACAGUCCAACUCCCUUAUCAAUUGCAAACUCAAGCAAUAUAUGUUGUUAUAAACUAAAUGCUCCAAUUAAGCCAAGGCUUUGGAGUUGAUGUAGAAUUAAAUCCUAGCCUAACCUAUUGUAUUUUUUAAUGUUUAUUAUUGUAAAGAUAUAUUUAUCCUCAGAUAUUGAGAAAAAGAAGAAAAAUUGUGUAUUGUAUUAAUUAAUUUUUUUAUAGUAAAAUAGAUAAACAUUUUAAACCUAUUUAAUUAUAAUGUAUCUUAUAGUUACUUUUAAAAACCUUUUAUUAGUUGUAAUCAUAUUCUUUGUACACAUAAAUUUAUUGGUAACUGCCUUACUCUCAGUAUGUAUUGUUGAGUAAAAAUGUGUGUACCUGUAAUUUUCUUGGUCCACUUGCAGUACUUGGUAUGUGUGUAAGAAACUAGUCUUUUUGCAGUGAAAUAGUCUCCUACUGACCUGCAACACUGCUCUUACUAUAAAUAUUACUUUGAUUUUAUUGUUUUUGUUUCAUCUCUGGAUGUUGAUACACAUGCAUGUUACAACGUUGUUGUCAGAAGGUGGCUGUGAUAUCAAAUUGUUUUAUUGUAAUUUAUAAUUGAAUUGUGUAAAUCUAUUCAUUCUCCCUCAACUAAUUAUACAAAUGAAAUCUUUGUUUUAUUUUAUUCUUUUUCUCCCCUUAUCUCAUUUAAAUUAAUCAAUAAAGAAAAUGUGAAAAUAUAUCAUUGGUAUUUACACUGGGUUAUUUCUUUUAAAACCCAAGUACAUA